Molecule: messenger RNA, 1077 nt
Organism: Oryza brachyantha (malo sina)
Lineage: Eukaryota; Viridiplantae; Streptophyta; Magnoliopsida; Poales; Poaceae
Exons: 3
Coding region: 234-818 (194 amino acids)
Cellular component (GO): intracellular anatomical structure
Source: RefSeq, a predicted model, not a curated record
AUUCAAAGCUCUACCAGACCAGUAAUUCAACUGGCCAAGCAAUUACGGGGCGGAGGUUCCUUCCAACUUCCAAGCAAUUCAAUUGGCCAAAUCAUUCCACGCACACCCAAAUCCAAACCCAAACCCAAAUCGCCAAGCACCCCCAGGAACCUCGCGGCGGCGACCGACGCGGCGACCGGUGGGGGGUAGUAGGGAGCGGCGAGCGGGCCGGAUCGGCCGUCUUGGGGGGAGCGAUGGGCUCGGGCGAGAUGACGGCGACGGAGGUGGCGGCGCUGCUGGAUCUGAAGCCGCACCCGGAGGGCGGCUACUACGCCGAGACCUUCCGCGACGGCUCCGUCUCCGUCACCACCGCGCAGCUCCCGCCGCAGUACAAGGUCGAUCGUGCUAUCAGCACUGCUAUCUACUUCCUGCUUCCAUCAGGGAGUGUUUCUCGCCUUCAUCGCAUUCCCUGUGCUGAAACAUGGCACUUCUACAAGGGAGAGCCUCUCACGGUCUUUGAGCUACAUGAUGAUGGGCACAUUGACCUCACUGUCAUUGGUCCGCACCUGGAAGCUGGUCAGCAUCCCCAGUACACUGUGCCACCAAAUGUGUGGUUUGGUUCUUUCCCUACUCUGGAUGUUGAGUCCUUCGCAUCUGAUGGCAGUGUUCUAGUCAAGUCUCGAAAGAGGGAUCCUGAGCUUCAUUACUCUCUAGUUGGUUGCACUUGUGCCCCUGGCUUCCAGUAUGAGGACUUUGAAAUGGCCAAUUUUGAUGAUGUGAAGACAAUAGCUCCCAAGGCAGAACCGUUCCUCAAGUACCUUAUUCCUUCCACUGAGUAAAGCACGAUCGGCGCUGCAUGUUUCAUGUUUGGCAGAUUGCCUGACUGUAUUGGGUGCCAUUUAUAGUGUGAUUCCUUGGGAUCUGUAUUUUUGUCUUUGUACUCCUAAGCACACGCAUGUGCUAGUGAUAGUUUGUAACAUUCUCUGUACCAUAACAGAAUAAAUACUUUGAGGCAAUGUUGAGAUGGAAUUUCCUUGUGCCAAGCCUUCCAGAGUUGGAAAUGAGUAUAGUGAUGAAAUAUAUAUGCUCUGAAUGACC